ACGCUACUUGUACAGUAGCUAGCGACCGUUCCGUUUCUGUUGACUUUUAUCAGCUGUAGCUCCGAGAUGGACCAAAAGUUGGACCCGGGCAGCCUUGAAAUGCGCCUCCAGGCGUUGGAGAACCAAUUAUAUGGCGAAAGAAGAAACAAAAGUGGAAAACCUGUCAAGUGUGCAGAAGCUUUGGUCAGAAUUCAAGCAGGUUUGACCAACACGGCUAACAAGAGAGAGCGAGUAAAGAUCCUCCACAAGAAGAUUGAGGACCUGAUGAAGUACCUGGACCCCCAGUUCACUGACCACAUCACUCUGCCUGAUGCCAUGAAACUAGAGUUCAUCCUUGCAGAGGAGGACUCCUUGCGCUCUGAAGCUGCUUUGUUGGAGCAAGUUAACAGUUUGCAGCCACUUUUGGACAGCACCCAUAUUAGAGAUGUACCUGAACAUGCAACCAAGCUGCAGCGCCUUUCACAGAUUCACAUCAAGCAACAGGACCAAACUGAAGCCCAGGCACAAGAAGUUAAGAAGAUCUUUGAGGAAUACAACAAAAUGAUGUUCCUGUUGUCCAAGCAGUUCACCCAGUGGGAUGAGACGCUGAGGAAGAUGGAGGAAGCCAAAGGAAUCCGACCUGUUGAGUAGUUAGUCUGAAAGCUGAAAGGAGGAGGAGGAGGAGGAGGAUGAAGAUCACUGCACUAUGAUGGGAGCAGACAUGAUACAUUAUGUAGCGGAUUCUACCCCAGUAGGUCAGAAGGAAGAAGGAAAAAAAAAAAGCAAAACAUCAACAGCACUUCAACACAUUUCUUUUUAUUCCUUAUUUUCUGACUCUUUAUUGGUUUGCAGACCAAGAAACUAAUUUCUUUUUAUCACAUUGAAACUUUGAUGUUGCCUAAACGCUGUUAGUGACUGUUUAUUACUUUUAAUGCAAAGUUACUCCGUGAAAUAAUAAAACAACUGAACUGAA
Fundulus heteroclitus (mummichog) is the source of this 952-nucleotide messenger RNA. It is a transcript of the gene dctn3, whose product is annotated as dynactin 3 (p22). Gene Ontology annotation, biological process: cytoskeleton-dependent cytokinesis. NCBI's taxonomy places the organism in Eukaryota, Metazoa, Chordata, Actinopteri, Cyprinodontiformes, Fundulidae. The transcript is spliced from 7 exons. Gene Ontology annotation, cellular component: dynactin complex. The record is from RefSeq and is a predicted model, not a curated record. The coding region runs from base 67 to 630 and encodes 187 amino acids.